Molecule: messenger RNA, 1404 nt
Organism: Plasmopara halstedii
Lineage: Eukaryota; Oomycota; Peronosporomycetes; Peronosporales; Peronosporaceae
Product: myosin-like protein
Exons: 1
Coding region: 1-1404 (467 amino acids)
Molecular function (GO): phosphatidylinositol binding
Source: RefSeq, a predicted model, not a curated record
AUGGCAACUCGUCGCGAGCAGCGCCGAAGCCUUAACGAUUCGUUCAUGCGCGGUUCAAUAUCCCGCCAAGAAUACGAUGAAUUACUGCCAUUCGUAUCAUCACCAACCUCGAGUCAAACCCAACAAGAAUCUUUAUUCGAUGUCAAUCGACCUGAAGCACAACAGGCUGGUAGCGUCACUUCAUCAACGACUCAUCGCAAUGUUCGCUUCGCCGACGAAGUAAACUUUACCACGUCAGAUCCUGGUGAGCAUCACCCACAGCAUCAAAUGCCAGCACCUGUCACGGCUGCAACGUCAUCGUCAGGAUUGCAGCUGCGCUGUCCGGCUUGUGGCACAAGUAAUGAUAUGACGCGUAGCUCUCGCUGCUAUGUGUGCAAUUCGCGCCUUGCCGUUUCUGAUGAGCCAUCAGCUUCAACGCCCAGAAGAUUAAAUACAAGACAGCGCUGGCCCAUUGUAACGGCCAUGACGCCUUCAAAUGAUGCUUUCAGUGCGGCGGAUGGCGGUCGUGUUGUGUUUAACAACGGCAUUUUUUCUUGUGCUAUGCAGGACACACAGAUCGUUACGACGGCGGAAGGAAGCACUUGCGAGGUGUACGUUAUGUGCUGCACGUGGCAACCUGAGGGUAUAAGUAGUCAGCAGCCACACGCAACAUGGUAUGUGUCACAACGAUUUAGCCAAUUUGAGAGAUUGCACAAGGUGUUGAAAAGAAGAUUCUCACGCUCAUCAGCAGUGUUACUACCCCCAUUUCCUGCGAAAUAUCAUUUGACGGACCGACUUGAGAAGAGGAAGCAAGGUUUAGGAAUAUACAUGCCAAGGUUACUAGAAAUGUGUACGCAACUCCCCGACGGACAGUCGGUGCCGGAGCUGGACGAAUUUCUGGAUAUUUCGCACCAGGUCCAAAUUUUCCAGUCUCGGCGUCGUAGCAAUUCUGAGCCUCCUACCGCGAGCACGAAUUCGCCUGAAGAGGCAUCGUCGCUCUUUCCGGCAUUCACGGGUCCUGUUAUACUACCUUCACAGCCACUGGCACCUCCUAUGGAUGCGACAGAACUUGCUCAAGCUGAGGGUGCGAUAAGGCUCCUUUCCAGUGCAGUGCGCAAUUCACGAGGAGACGUUCGUAGUGACGGCACCGUACAGCACCAUUUGGGUGUGUGUGUGCAAUUGGCACCCGGACUGCAGCGCUCUGUCGAUGUGGAGAACCCAUUUGCAGACGCGGACCUCAUUCCACAAGCAUUGCAGUGCCAAGAAGACCUUCAGCAGGCAGUCGCAUUGUACAAUGAUGCGCUCCUUGCUGCCUCGGGGAUUUUACCUGCCCGACAACAAGUGCGAGAAUAUAGCCAGCAUGAGCCACAUGUCCAAUCUCAGCAGAUGCCAGUGGGCAACGUUGUUCCUGCAAGUGCCGCGUAA